This is a messenger RNA of Geodia barretti, 771 nucleotides long. Lineage: Eukaryota; Metazoa; Porifera; Demospongiae; Tetractinellida; Geodiidae. The record is from the annotation of a GenBank genome assembly.
CUUGCUGAGCUUGAGGAGCGAUUGCUCUCCGGUGAUCGGCGUGCGCUUGCCCGGGUUCUCAGUUGGGUCGAGAGCGGCGACCAGCGCGGUCGCGACAUACUGCGGGCGCUGUAUCCGCGCAGCGGUCGUGCGCGCACCAUCGGUCUGACCGGAUCGCCGGGCGCAGGCAAGAGUACGGUGACGAACGAACUCGCAAAGGUUUUCCGCGCCCGAGGGCAAACGGUCGGCAUCGUCGCGAUCGAUCCUUCCUCGCCGUACACGAUGGGCGCCAUACUCGGCGACCGCGUGCGGAUGUCAGAGCUGUAUUCGGAUCCCGAUGUCUUCAUCCGCUCGCUGGCCUCGCGUGGCGCGCUGGGCGGACUGUCGGUUGCGACACAGGACGUCGUUCACGUGCUCGACGCGUACGGCAAGGAUGUGAUCCUGAUCGAGACCGUCGGCGCAGGACAGGACGAGGUCGAUAUCGCCGGCGCGGCGCAGACCACCAUCCUGGUGAACACGCCCAACAUGGGCGACGAGGUGCAGACGCUCAAGGCCGGCAUCAUGGAGAUCGCUGAUGUCCUGGCGGUCAACAAGUCCGACCUGCCCGGCGCGAACCGCAUGGUCUCGGCGCUGAAGGCCCUGCUCUCGCUCAAUCCCGAUCGCGGCUGGGAUGCGCCGAUCGUACCGAUCAUUGCAACCCAGGGCGAGGGGAUCGAGAAGCUCGCCGAAGCCUGCGACGCACACUUCGAGGAGUUGGAGUCCUCGGGCAAGAUGCAGAGGGCGGAGCUUUGA